AUCACUCACCACUCUUCAUUGAUUGGUUAUUGUCUGGUUAUAGCACGGAGCCGUACCUUUCAAUGUUGUUCCUGUCCUAAGGAAAGUAACCAACACCAGGUUCGGCCAUGGAUCUCGUGCUGAACGUGGCCGACUAUUACGUCUUCACGCCGUACGUGUACCCGGCGUCUUGGUCCGAGGACGGUGCCCUGCGGCAGAUCCUAAGCCUCCUGGUGGUGACCAACCUUGGGGCGACGAUCCUCUACCUGAGUUUGGGGGCCCUCAGCUACUACUUUGUCUUUGAUCAUGACCUCAUGAAACAUCCCCACUUCUUAGAGAAUCAGGUUCGGAGGGAGAUCAAAUACGCUCUGACCUCUCUGCCGUGGAUCAGCAUUCCCACCGUGGCCUUGUUUUUUGCCGAAGUCCGAGGAUACAGCAAAGUGUACGACAAUGUCCACGACUCUCCCUUGGGUUGGACCGGGCUCUUCCUGAGUAUGAUCUCUUUCCUACUUUUCACCGACAUGUGCAUUUAUUGGAUUCACCGCUUCCUACAUCAUAAGCUUAUUUAUAAGCUCUUUCACAAGCCGCAUCACGUGUGGAAGAUCCCUACGCCAUUCGCCAGCCACGCCUUCCACCCGGUUGACGGCUUCAUGCAGGGUCUUCCGUACCACAUCUACCCGUUUCUCUUCCCGCUCCACAAGGUGCUCUACUUGGUCCUCUAUGUCUUUGUCAACAUCUGGACCAUUUCCAUCCACGAUGGCGACUACCGCGUUCCCAGCGCCAUGACGGGUGUCAUCAAUGGCUCGGCGCAUCACACCGACCACCACCUGUUCUUUGACUACAACUACGGCCAGUACUUCACGCUGUGGGACCGCCUGGGGGGCUCCUACCGAUACCCGUCGGCCCUGAUGGGCAAGGGGCCCCACGACCUGAUCCGCAGGCUCCGGGCAGAGGGAAAGUUAGACAGCGGCAAAGUCAAUGGAUACAGUGGCGCCAUGCGCAAAGAGCAGUAACGAUUGCUUUUCCAGAAGCGUCAAUCACAAAAGACAAUCGGUAAUGGUCUGGAAAUCAUGGUUAGGCUUCUUGUGUUUGCUUAAUAAGGAGUUGCUGAGAACGAUACGACCAGUUCUUACUAGCGAUGCUCCAGUACACGAGGAGGGCUAAAAGUGGAUUUUGACUUGUGUGCAGACUCUGGAUAUGCACUGUGCAAAAGUGUUAGUCCCCCACAAGCUUUGUUGUUCGAAUGAACUUUUUUUGUAGGACAAUUAGUUAUGCCAAGAUUACACCAAAAUCUGUACAUGAUCUUUGUAGCACUGCUAAAACAACUCUGAUGGUGGGCUAAGACAUGAUCACUAAUAAUAAAAACAAGCACUUAAACGCA
This is a messenger RNA of Syngnathus typhle (broad-nosed pipefish), 1360 nucleotides long. RefSeq names its product lathosterol oxidase-like. The record is from RefSeq and is a predicted model, not a curated record. The coding region runs from base 108 to 992 and encodes 294 amino acids. The transcript has 5 exons. Gene Ontology annotation, molecular function: iron ion binding; oxidoreductase activity. NCBI's taxonomy places the organism in Eukaryota, Metazoa, Chordata, Actinopteri, Syngnathiformes, Syngnathidae.